AUGGCCGUCACAGACGAUAUGGGCGACAGCACUGAGAAGGCCACUGUGGUCGUGGAGGCGUCCAACCACGACGACGAAGACCUUAACCCUAACCUCGCAGCAAAACGCCGUAUCCGAUACAUGGACGAUGACGAGGAGAACGGUGGUCCAUCUGCUGCCACCGACAUUGGUCAUCCAUUGAAGAGGCGAGGCUCGACCUACUCUGUGCAUUCGCUUUCCAGCGUUCGCAGUGGACAACGUACCAUCGACCCGUCCAUCAUCCUGCCAGUUCAAUAUCGUACACUCAGCUAUGAUAUCACCAAUGUCAAGGCAAUAGAGAGUGCAAAGAAUGCCCGUGAGAAGGCUGCGAUUGAUGUGGGAGGGCUUGAGUGGCAUCUACUCACCCUCCAAGAGAUUUGCAAUCGAUUAAAUACCUCCACCGAUACUGGUCUGUUGCCCGCGGCCGUCAAAGAAAAGCUUUCACAAUAUGGUCGCAAUGUGCCUUCCCCUCCGCCCUCGAGGUUGGCCCAGAAGCUGUUCGGCUACUUCUUUGGAGGGUUCGGCUCUAUUUUGCUAGGCGGCAGCAUCCUCGUCUUUGUCUCUUGGAAACCCCUGGGUCAACCGCCAGCUGUGGCCAAUCUUGCUCUGGGUAUCGUUCUCGCCGCAGUCUUCUUCAUCCAGGCAGCGUUCAAUGCCUGGCAAGACUUUUCGUCGUCCAGGGUCAUGAACAGUAUCACAGGCAUGCUGCCUGAGGCCUGCCAUGUUCUACGCGAUGGAAGCAAGCAGACAAUCCAAGCGCCUGACGUUGUCCCAGGUGACGUCCUCUACUUCAAAGCGGGUGAUAAACUGCCAGCCGACAUUCGGUACAUAGAUGUCUCCACCGACGCCAAGUUCGAUAGGAGCAUCUUGACAGGAGAAUCGUUCCCGUUGGCCGCCGUCACCGAGUCCCACGAGCCCAAUUAUCUCGAGACAAGAUGUAUCGGCAUGCAAGGCACUCACUGUACUUCCGGCAGUGGGGUUGGCAUUGUGGUGUCUACCGGCGACGAUACCGUCUUUGGCCACAUUGCCAAAUUAACCAGCCAGCCCUCAACUGGCAGGACAAAUCUGCAGAAAGAGGUGCUGCGCUUCGUCUUCAUCAUUGUCGGCUUGAUGGUCUUCAUGAACAUCAUCGUCAUUGCGGUUUGGGCAGGGUAUAUCCGACACGCACACCACAGCUACAUCAAUGUCCCGACCCUCAUUGUUGACAUUGUCAGUGUGGCCAUUGCGUUUGUCCCCGAGGGCUUGCCUAUUGCUCUCACAGCGUCGCUCACAAUCACGGCGAACAUCAUGAAGAAGAACAAUAUUCUCUGCAAGUCACUCAAGACGGUCGAGACGCUUGGGUCUGUCUCCGUCCUCUUGUCUGACAAGACCGGAACGUUGACCAAGAAUCAAAUGGUGGUGACCGACUGUCUUGUCGGGUUCAGUACCAUGACCGCCGAGGAAGCAUCUCAAGACAUGGCGGGAGGAGACACCAGCGACAAAUCAAAGAAGGCCGCACUCCAACAAUUGCGCGUGUUGUCGGCGGUCUGUAACGCUGGGGAGUUUGACCCUACCACGAUUCACUUGCCUCUUGCCCAAAGAAAGAUAAUCGCAGAUGCAACCGAUCAAGCUAUCUUGCGACUCUCGGAGUCUCUUGGUCCUGUCACGCAGUCCCGCGACAUGUGGCGCAAGAGAUUCGACCUGGCGUUCAACUCGAAGAACAAAUUCGCAUUGAGAGUGGUUUCUCCCGAGAACGCAUCGGCAAUUUCGGCGACUAUGAGUGCCACCGAGGCUGGUUCUUUCAAUGCUGAACGCGACCUGCUGUUGAUGAUCAAAGGUGCCCCGGACAUCCUCCUUCCCCGGUGCACGAGAUAUGUCGGAGAAGAUGGCGGCAUCUACAAUCUGGACGACGGCAUUCGAUCAACCAUGGAAGCAACUAAAGAUGCAUGGUCUAGCCAGGGAAAACGGGUGCUUCUCCUUGCCCGCAAACAUCUUCCGGCGGGCAUGCUGCAAUCGUCGCCCAAUGACAAUACAUUCGAGGCUGAAGCCCUACGACACGCCGGGGCCGGACUCACUCUGAUAUCGAUGGUGGGGAUUGUCGAUCCACCGAGAGACGAAGUGCCGAGUGUGAUACAGACCCUUCGCCGUGCAGGGAUCCGCACAAUGAUGGUCACCGGCGACUUCAAGCUGACCGCCCAAGCCAUCGCUCGGUCAUGUGGUAUCAUCACCGUCGCCGACAAUGAAAUCCACUCGGUUGAAAACCUCCCUCGGUUUCCCCCCACGGACGUUGUCGAGAAGAAACGUCAGAAAAAGUCGAAUCGGCUGCCCUCGGAGAACAAGGCAAUCGUAUUGACGGGCCCCGACCUUUUGACGCUUCUACCACACCAAUGGACCACCCUGACGACUCAGUACAGCGAGAUUGUCUUUUCACGCACCACGCCAGAUCAGAAAUUGCGCAUAGUCAGGGAAUUCCAAUCCCAGGCUUUUGUCGUGGCCAUGACUGGGGAUGGUGUCAACGACGCGCCCAGUCUCAAACAGGCAGAUAUCGGCAUUUCGCCGGCUUCCGGGUCUGACAUUGCGAUCGAAGCCUCCGACAUGGUCCUCUUGGGUUCGUUUUCUGCCAUCCCGGAGGCUGUCUUGUAUGGCCGCGUGGUUUUUGACAACCUCAAGAAGACCAUCGCCUAUCUCCUGCCUGCUGGCUCAUUCUCGGAGUUCUGGCCCGUCAUGACGAGCGUUGUCUUCGGUCUCCCUCAGGUCCUCUCCAGCUUUCUCAUGAUCAUCAUCUGCUGUUUCACCGACUGUGUCGCUGCUACAAUGCUGGCGUAUGAAAAGCCUGAAGCCAAUGUCAUGCUGCGGCCCCCGCGAGAUAUUCACCGAGAUCGUCUCGUGGAUUGGCGGCUGUUGCUUCAAUCGUACGGCUUGGUCGGUAUGUUGGAGUCGACCUGCUCGUUCGCAAUGAGCUUCUGGUACCUGCAGCGCCACGGCCUCCCCUUCGGCACGCUCUGGUUCUCCUUUGGCAACAUCCCCAUUCCGGCGGGCCAGACCGAGGACGACGUGUCGUACCAUCUGACCGUGGCGAGCUCUAUCUACUUCGUCACGCUCGUGGUGAUGCAGUGGUUCAACCUCAUGGCCUUGCGAACCCGCCACCUCUCCAUCUUCUCGCACCCGCCCAUUUUCAACCACAAGACACAGAACCUGCUUCUUUUCCCGGCCAUUCUAUUUGCGCUCGUCGUCGCAUUGAUAUUCACCCUUAUACCUGAUAUAGACUACCUUGGGUGCGAUAAAGUCCCUGUGGAACACUGGUUCAUCCCCAUGACGUUUGGUGUUGGACUGUUGACUUUGGACGAAUUGAGAAAGAUGGUCGUGAGAAAGUAUCCUCGUGGCAUUCUGGCGAGGUUGGCAUGGCGAUGCGAGGAUGGCGACCACGUCCUUCUACAUUGCAGGGUACAGGGCGACGCCGUUGUGGACGCCGAUACCCAGAACCUGAUCCGUUACUUCACCUAUAGCAACUGCCCGGGUUGUUCUUGGGAGAAGAACGGGAAGCCUCAGGACGACGACAGUCCUUUUCAUUAUGAGCCGUUUCCAAACGACUCGUACAUCAGAGUUAUUGAUCUCUUCCCAGGACCGGAUGACAAGCCUCUGCGAUACGCUCUGCACUACACUCGACUAGAUUCGCUCUCGAGGGCUCAGUAUAUAGCCAUCAGCUACGUUUGCGGCGAUGUGAGCAACAAAGUACCUUCCUACUGCAAUGGCAAGAGACUCGACAUCUACGUGACCCUCGACAAAGCCCUGCGCAAAUGGAGGCGCAUUGAAAAGCAGAAUUGGCUUCGGAUAUGGGCAGAUGCCAUUUGCAUCCAACAAGACAAUAAUCAGGAAAAGUCUGCCCAGGUCGCUAAUAUGCACGAAAUCUACCGCCAUGCGAACCAGGUGUUUGUUGAUCUCGGCGAUCCACCCGAAGGGGCUGAUGUCGCCAUGCAAAUGAUAAGAGAUGCAUCUAAGAGCUUUGAUGACCGCAACAAAUCUCUGGCGCAGCCGCACAGUGUUGCACCAGGUCCAAUUCAUUCGCAGCAGCUUCGGAAGACUGACAUCACCAUGGACCAGGCUCUGGCAUUAACCCGGUUCUCUGAAAUGGCUUGGUUCAAGCGUCUUUGGGUGAUUCAAGAAGUCUGCCUCUGGGAUGUGUACCAGGCUUUUCCGCCGACAGUGCUCUGUGGUGACCACUCCAUCAAGUGGAUUGACCUCGUCAGUUCAUCGACGCAGUUCGGCUUGGCUCCUCUGCAAAUCAUCGACGACCCCGCGGUUGUGACACCGGAACUCAGAGGCGCCUUUAUCGAGAGCACAGGCUGGAAUCCCGUACCGGUGGCCAUCUUCCUGGAGUACUAUAAGAUCAUAUCAAAGCAAGGUCCUGCCCAAAACCUUCACUGGUUUCUCCAUAGAUCGUGGUCGCAAGAAUCCACCAACCCGGCUGAUAAAGUCUAUGGACUACUCGGCCUCGUCAAAGACCAAUAUCACGUUGUUCAUUCGAGGGCAGCUGCCACAAACGUGCAGCCGGUUAGGCAUUUGAAAGACGUUGAUGGUAAAAGAGAAAUUCGAGUUGAUUACGACCUGCAGUUGCCACAGAUCUACGAGGACAUUGCACGACUUACCUUGGCAGAGGAAAACUCCCUGGACAUGCUCGCUGAUGCCGGUUGUGGCAAGUCACGGAAACAACCUGGUCUGCCUUCGUGGGUACCGGACUGGAGCAGCUACCCUAAAGAGCCAGCAUUGCUGUUGUCAUUCGGACUAGCAGCAACGGCCAACUACCGAGCUUCUUCGGGAACAAGACCAGUCCUGCCUACUGCCUGCACUCCCGGAAUGCUCGAGGUUGAUGCAUAUUUCGCCGACAGAGUGCUUAUGGAAGCUGCCCGAGCUGGCGGAGAGACCGACGUGGUCGAAGUAGCCGGGAAGGCCGACCUACAGUCACAUCGCAUCAUCAGCAUGAAACAGCACCUCUUGAGUCUCUGGUGGUGUUUUGGGGUCAAAUUCAACACCUACCCCACGGGACAACGCCCGUUCGAUGCCUUCUGGAGGACGCUGAUAGCAAACAGAGCUAUCUCAGGCCAACAACUUGCUGUCCCGCCAGCAGGAUUUGCCGAAAGCUUCCUCAUGGCGUAUCCUGAGAUUCUCGAGGUUGAGAUCAAGGACGAGAAGCCGGCGUGCAUCUGUCCUGAAUGGGCACUUGCGAAAAACCAGAAGCACGUCAGUUCCAGCAACUCAGAUGAUAGCAGUAUCGGUGGCCUCGAAGAAGGGGAAAGGCUUCUCCCUGCUCGAGAUAGAUAUCCUCGUCCGGGUGAAUUCUUCGGGAAUGAGCAGCCAGCUUAUGGAGAGCACUACAAUGUCGCCCUUCGACGGUCAGCCGUCGGUAGGCGAUUUUUUAGGACGCAGAAGGGCUAUAUGGGCAUAGGGCCAAAGAAUGUCACCAGAGGCGACCAUAUCGUCAUAUUGAAAGGAGGCUCGUUACCAUUUGUACUGAGGGAAUCGGAUGCUGGUGAUGUUGGUGGCACGCCAGCCUUCACCCUCCUUGGGGAAGCGUACGUGCACGGUCUUUCCGACGGAGAGAUAUUCCAAGACAGCAAGGAUCCCGAAAAUCACCCUAACUGGAAAAGGAUCAUACUGAGAUAA
This is a messenger RNA of Fonsecaea monophora, 5658 nucleotides long. RefSeq lists its product as hypothetical. Gene Ontology annotation, cellular component: membrane. Gene Ontology annotation, biological process: sodium ion export across plasma membrane; potassium ion import across plasma membrane; intracellular sodium ion homeostasis. The record is from RefSeq and is a predicted model, not a curated record. Gene Ontology annotation, molecular function: P-type sodium:potassium-exchanging transporter activity; ATP binding; ATP hydrolysis activity. The transcript is spliced from 5 exons. NCBI's taxonomy places the organism in Eukaryota, Fungi, Ascomycota, Eurotiomycetes, Chaetothyriales, Herpotrichiellaceae. The coding region runs from base 1 to 5658 and encodes 1885 amino acids.